AUGGCCAUUCAGCAACCAAAGCCUCCUCCAAAUCAGCAGCUGUAUGAGUUUCUACUGUUUGGCAGUGUGUCUGACAGUGAACUGCCCUCUUUACUGCACCGACUGAGAGGACUGGCUGACUUUGCAACCUGUGGAGGCAUAGCAUUCAUUGACAAGGAGCAAACUUAUAAAAUUGAAAUAGGCAACACUCGUUCUGUCGUUAGAGUUCGACAGUCGCUAGACAAUGCCAAGGCCCCCUUGCAACUCAUAUACACUGGGCAGCUGGACCUGGGUGAUGCUAACAGGCCGGCUGGAGUGAGGAGUUGUGUACACACUGCAUGCAGUAACAACGCCGCAGAAUGCCUCAAGGAAAUGGGAUGCUUGUAAGUACUUUAAUACUAA
Messenger RNA from Halichondria panicea, 381 nucleotides. RefSeq names its product mediator of RNA polymerase II transcription subunit 18-like. Lineage: Eukaryota; Metazoa; Porifera; Demospongiae; Suberitida; Halichondriidae. Bases 1 to 366 code for a protein of 121 amino acids. Gene Ontology annotation, molecular function: transcription coregulator activity. Gene Ontology annotation, biological process: termination of RNA polymerase II transcription; regulation of transcription by RNA polymerase II. Gene Ontology annotation, cellular component: core mediator complex; mediator complex. The record is from RefSeq and is a predicted model, not a curated record. The transcript has 3 exons.